Rotaria sp. Silwood2 is the source of this 2061-nucleotide messenger RNA. Lineage: Eukaryota; Metazoa; Rotifera; Eurotatoria; Philodinida; Philodinidae. The record is from the annotation of a GenBank genome assembly.
AUGCCAAAAUCUAUUUUUAUAAUUAUACUUGAUAAAAUUCCUUAUGAAAAAUUUCGUGAUGCACUUCUAUUGGCAAUUUAUUUGGGUCAUACAAAUAUAGCUGAUUUUAUUAUGAAUCAUCCAACCUAUCGAACACAUAGUGGUGGUUUUCUUGAUCCAACACAUCCACAAGCAUACGAUGAUUCACAAUUUAGUUCUGAUAUUACUCCACUUAUUCUUGCUGCCCAAUAUAAUCGUUUACAAAUUGUUCAUCAAUUAUUAUCUAAAGGUGAACCUCAAGUUCGUUUAUCUGCAUAUAAAGGUCUUUCAUCAGAAGUUUAUAUAGCUUUAACAUAUCCUGAUCCAAUUUUACAAGCUUUUGAAUUAAGUCAUGAAUUACGAACACUUGCUAAAGUUGAACAUUAUUUUCAUGAAGAUUAUGAAAAAAUAGCUAAUCAAUUAUCAAUAUUUGUUACACGAUUACUUGAUAAUGUUCGAGGACAUGAAGAACUUGAAAUUGUUUUAAAUAAAACUGGUCGACCAAAUGAAGAAAAAUAUGAAAAUUUAGCUCGAUUUGAUUUAGCUAUACUUUAUCAAGAAAAAGCAUUUGUAUCACAUUCAAAUUGUCAACAAAAAUUAAUGGAAAAAUGGUAUGAAAAUUUAUCAGCAAUUAAAAAUGCUCAUCUUACAAAACGUUUAUUAUUUUAUCUUGCUUUUAUUAUUUGUUUACCAUUUUUAUUAUUGGCUUAUUAUUUUUUUCCUAAAUCAAAAAUUGGUUCAUUGUGUCAUCAACCAAAUUUAAAAUUAAAAGCAUAUAUUGUUUCUUAUCUUGCGUUCAUUAGUCUUAUUAUAGCAUCAAGCUAUUUUUCUAUAUCACAUUUACAAAAAACAAAAUAUCUUUCGGAUUAUGAUUCAGAGAUUUAUAAUUAUUAUAUUAAACAUAUUUAUGAAAAUAUUCAAUUAAGAAAUGAUUUAAUUAGUCUAAAUGAAAAUGAACAUGAUAGUAAUAAUGAUAAUGAUACAGAUUCUCUUAUCAAUUGUAAUAUUAGUCUUCGUUUUAUGGAACCAAAUCCAUUUCAAAUAGCUAUUUUUAUUUGGGUUAUUGGUUUUGUUUGGCAAGAAAUUAAACAAAUAUUUGGUUCAGGUAUACGAGUUUAUCUAACAUCACAUAGUAAUUAUGUCGACUGUUUAAUGAAUAUACUUUAUAUAUUAUAUUUUAUAUUUCUCUAUUCAACUAUGGUUUUAACUCGUACAUCAAUGAAUACAUUUCAUUCAUCAGUUUAUUGGGAUGCUAUUGCUCGCUAUAAUGAGACAUCAGAUAGUGAAAAAGAGCAUCUUCUUACUAAAACUUAUCAUAUUCUUUAUUGGAUUAAUGCUGAUCGAUAUUAUUGGAACAGUGGGGAUUCACAAAAUUUAGCUGAAGCUUUUUUUGCUAUGGGAAAUGUUGCUAGUAUUUGCCGAAUCUGUUUUCUAUUGCCAAUUAUUGGAUUUGUUGGACCAUUACAAACAAUACAUUCGAACGCCUUCAUAGCAAUGGUUCAUUUCUUAUUGAUUAUUAUAUUUUUCAUAUUUUCAGUAUUAACAAACGCACAAAUCGAAACUGAGACUUCCCCUGCAAAAUCAGCAUGGUUUUGGCCAGUAUUAAGUAUUUGUAUCGUACUUAUAGUUGGUAUUCCAUGUAUAUCCUUUAUUGGAUUUGUUAUUUGUCGUGUUAAAUAUAAAUUAACUUAUGAUUCAGAUGAAUCAAGUAUUGGUUCAAAUUCAUCAUCAUCAUCAUCAUCAUCAUCACCAACAGUACCAGUACAACAAGAAAGACGACGUAGACAUUCUCGUCAUCAACGCUCACAUCACGUAGAAGGUUUUCGUACUCCGCCACCUCCUUACACAGCAACUGAACAACCACGAAAUCUUUUUGUAACAACAUCACCUCCACCUUCAUAUGAGUCUCAUAUUAAUGAAAAUGUACCAACAACAAAUUCAUCAACCGUAAUUAAUUUUCAGUCAACAGAAUCUAUUGAGAAUUCAACGACAACAAGAGGUCUCGAUGCAUCAUUAUCAACAAUAAUAAGUCCAUCCAUAUAG